AUGUCAAGUUAUCUUCAUGUAAUAUCUGAAGCAAAAGGACGGAUAAUAGAGGACUCACCUCGUAAAAGUCAGGAACCAAUUGGCCAUGUAUUGCCUCAAAAGCUGAUCAAACGACCACCAGGACGACCACCAGUCAAGACGAAUGCUUUCAUACCAGUCAGCCUACCUCCUAUUAGGUCCGCAGAUUUUCAGGUACAAAAUGCACCAACACUGGAAGAGAAACAGCAACGACAAAUGCGCUCAUUUUUGCGCAAUUUUUUAUCUGAAACUGGUAAAUUUCAAAAAUUUAUCAAUCUGCAGCAACAUGAGGUGGAUUCUGGCAUGCCAGUCACAGAUGCAACAGUCCAAGAAGUGGUCAUCACUCUGCCACAUUUGCGUGGCUUGAACCUAUCAAAUUGCGUUCAUGUGACAGAUGCUGGGUUAUUGGCAAUAGCUCGACACUGUAAUCCAGCGUUUGAUACAAUCUAUUUGGCUCACUGUGAACAAGUGACCGAGCUUGGAUUGCGUCUAUUGGCACAUACCUGUCGUCUUGUUUAUAUUGAUUUAAGUGAUUGCUCACAAUUAACAAAUACUGCACUUCAAACGCUCGCAGCAGGAUGUUGGACAAUUGAGACACUUAUAUUGAAACGCUGUCGUGGUAUCUCAGAUCCCGGUCUUGUUACAAUUGCACAAUGUUGCAAAAAGUUGCAACAUCUUGAUGUUGCAGGAUGUUUGCAUAUUGGAGAAUAUGGAGACCAAGCAUUAGUUGCACUUGGUACAUUUUGCCUUCACUUGCGUUUCCUUGAUCUCUCUGGAUGUCACCACGUCCAAAACUUAGGUCUUCGUACUCUUGCAAAAGGAUGUCGUAGGUUACGUACUCUACGACUUAGUCAGUGUCAAGAUGUGAGUAGUCACGUUUUCGGGACACUAGUGCAACAUUGUACGCAACUCACGACAUUGUCACUUUCAAAUUGCAUGCAACUCACAAAUGACAAUCUGGUUAUGUUAAGUACCCACUGUUGUCAAUUAACUCAUCUCGAUCUUAGUAAUUGUCCAAAUAUUGGGACAUUUGGUCUUCGUACACUUGCUCAACACUCUUCAUUUUUAACAUCAUUACGUUUAGCAAAUUGUAAACGUCUCGAUGAUCAAGCACUUGCUGAAUUUUCUAGUCCAAUUCUACGAAAAGGAUCAUUUGAAAAGUCUUUUCAACUUACAGAAGCUGGAAUUGAACAUUUAACUCAAUCAUGUCCAAAUUUAUUGACACUUAAUGUGACGGAUUGUCCUCAAAUUCGUCGAGAAUUUCUUCAUCAUCUCAUUGCAAAGCUUGAAUUUGUUCAAUGGAGUUCUCAAUUCAUUGGAUUUGAACCACUUCCAAAUGCUAUGGAACUUUGUCGUCAACGUGAUUAUCAUUCUUUGGAACGUCAAUGUGCAAUGAGAAUUCAAGUAGCGAUCCGUCGAAGAUUUGUACGAAAACGUUUGAAGCUACGAAGAAUUCAAUAUCUUAAGCUAAACGUCGUUCCAAAAUUUCAAGCACAUGUUCGUGGCUAUUUCGUACGCCAAGGUAUUAAAAAGAAAAAGGAUCAACAGCUUCAAGCACAAGCUGCACAAUGCAUUGGACGUGCGUAUCGAAAUAUGAAAUUUCGACGGAGAUUUCAACAAAUACAAUAUGAUCGUUUACUGAAACGAGAGCUUGAGACUGCAGUUUUAUUAGUACAAACGACAUUUCGACGACUUCGGGAGCGUAAACUUGUGAAAAAACGAAGCGAUGAAAUGUUUAAGGAAGAGCAAAGACAAGGUCGAAUCUUAGCAAGGCAACACAUGAUCGCAACAAAAGUGCAACAAUUGUAUCGUGGAUAUCGUGGUCGACUUGAUGCUAUUGAACGGCGUUUAGAAAAGAAACAACAACAAGUACGACACGAACGCGAAGCUUUUGCAGCGACGUAUCUUCAGUGUGUGUAUCGAGGCUACAAAGGACGAAUUCUUCGAGCUCAACGCUUUGCUGAGAUGCGUUUUCAAUUACAACGUCAUCGAAAUGCUGUUAAGAUACAGCAAUUGUUUCGAGGAUAUCGAGCACGACAACAUGUCGAGAGAUUACGCGUGGAAGUCACGAAAGAACGAAGACUUCGAGCGGCAAUUACGAUUCAAAGGUACUGGCGAAGUCUUUGUACUAAACAUCUAAGUGCUGUAUUUCUUGGUUUACUUAAGCUGCGAGCUCGUGAAAACGAAGCUGCUCAAUCAAUUCAAGCGGCAUUUCGAAGGCAUAAUUCACGAGAGUUGAUAACAGCAAUGAAUGAAGCAGUUGCAAUCGAGAAGCGUCGUAAGAAAGCUACAAUUGAUAUUCAACGCUUGUUUCGAGGUUCUCGUGGACGAGCAGAGGUGGAAGUCAAACGAGAAUUGCUUCGCUUUCGACACGAUAUCGAACCAUUGAUUGCGAAAGAAUCACAUUUGCAAACGGUAGUGACAGCAUUAAAUGGGAAAGUCGAGCAAUUUCAUAUUCAAAUAGCUGCUGAUGAGCACGAGGAACAAUCUCUUAAGGAAGAACUUGAGAAGACUUUGGUAAUCAAGACGAAGUAUCAUGAUUCCAGUCGAAUCUCUGGAACUCUGCAACGUUAUCCAACACAAUUUAUUCAAGUUCAGCUUGCAGAUGAAUUACAAGCAAAACGUGCCGAAAUCUCACGUCAGAAACAAGCUAUUGAGACGUUAAAGACAGAAUUAAGUGAUCAACAACGUCAAUUGCGAGCUGUGCGACGAGAACUUGAGCCGCUUACGCAAGGUCUCGUUCAGAAAACGCGAGAGAAUCGAGUUCAUCGACUUCAGAUGAAGGUGCGACGUGAACGACAAGCAGCAAUACGAAUACAAAAACUUUUUCGAGGAUUUCGAGUAAGAGCAGCAUUUCGUGAAGGUGGGAACUACUGGAUCAAGUUGGAUGUUCCAUCUGAGUCUCAAAAGUGUUUCUGUAACGUAGUUACAGGCGCAACCCGACGGUAUCGACCUUUAGCUAUGGAUUUUUUUCAAGACAAUUCGCAAAAAUUGUUGAAAAAAUCUACAGAAGCAGCACUUUCGCGUCAGAUCCAAACGUCUGAAUUAUCUUCUCAACAUGAAUACGAUGCGAAUACUUCACUGGCUUAUGAAAGCAACAGCUUUCUAUCAACUCGAUCAAGAGACUUGAAUUCACUUAAUGAAAAGUGGAUUGAGUAUCUUGAUCCAGAGACUAAUCGUUUGUAUUACUAUAACGAAAUAACUGGAGAAUCAAAGUGGUCUCUUUCGCCUCGUGAAGACAUGCCUUUGGAUUUAAUUGCUCACAUAACGCAUCUACAAGAAUCUCCAGUACCAUACUCAUCACGAGAUCAACACAUGAGGUGGCUACAAGAGUCGAUUACUGCGAAAGAGUGGAACAAAGUUGAUGUGAUUGUUCAACAGAUUUAUCUUCGUGAACAGAGCCAAAUGGUACGUGAACGAAAGGAAAGAGUAGACGGAAGUGUUACGAAUGAAGUGAUGGAGAAUGCAGCUUUAGCUCAGAUUGAGUCAAAUGGAACGUUAUACUCGUGGGUUGAGUAUCUCGAUGAGAAAAGUGGAGCGUCUUAUUACUAUAAUGAAACUACAGGAGAGUCAACGUGGAAAAGACCAAGUGAUUUUGAUUUGAAUGGUGCAUUACAUUAA
Messenger RNA from Plasmopara halstedii, 3639 nucleotides. Its product is annotated as Leucine rich repeat proteins, some proteins contain F-box. Gene Ontology annotation, molecular function: protein binding. Gene Ontology annotation, biological process: SCF-dependent proteasomal ubiquitin-dependent protein catabolic process. Gene Ontology annotation, cellular component: SCF ubiquitin ligase complex. NCBI's taxonomy places the organism in Eukaryota, Oomycota, Peronosporomycetes, Peronosporales, Peronosporaceae. The record is from RefSeq and is a predicted model, not a curated record. The transcript has a single exon. Bases 1 to 3639 code for a protein of 1212 amino acids.